CUGACAUGCUCUCGCAAACCUUCGCUGGUGUUUGCACUUUGUGGCGCGUCCUUUCAGCAGUUUAUACUAUUUUUAUAUGAAAUAUACAUAUCACCUUACUAUGUGCUAAGUGAAUGGUACGACUCAGCGAUAAAAGUACGGGAGUAGCAAGCCUCACAGGAUGCGCAUGUUCCUUCAGACUUGGCGUGGUACUUUCGCUGAUGACAUUGCUAACUUCUUUAGCAUGUACAGACUCUCCCGCUAACAUUCUCAAGUCGGCCAUCGUGCUCAACGCUUUGUAUAAUCACACGUCUAUCGUGCCAAACAUACAAAUGCCAUGGAAAUACACGCGCGACAAGACCUGGACCACCCACCUCUUCUCCUACCCCCGUCUUUUAUACUCCUCGCUCAUCACUGCACCUACCACUAGGCACAUCCUUGAUCCUCGUUUUCCUUCAUUGCACCAGCAUGUCUGAUCACUUGAAGUCAUCGGCGCAAAAAAAUAUGAUUGUCACCUCCCGGUACAUGCCCGCUCACAUUGAGCUAUGCAUCAGUGUCGAGAGCAGACGAUGAAAUCAGCCAUUCGAGUCAUAUCUCACUA
Suillus discolor is the source of this 580-nucleotide messenger RNA. RefSeq lists its product as uncharacterized. The record is from RefSeq and is a predicted model, not a curated record. Lineage: Eukaryota; Fungi; Basidiomycota; Agaricomycetes; Boletales; Suillaceae. The transcript has 2 exons. The coding region runs from base 114 to 455 and encodes 113 amino acids.